AUGCGAACACAACUCGUCUGCAACGCGCUUUCCGAAAUGUUGUGGCAAGCUUCUCUUACACUCUUCAUUAUGAGUUCCGUGUGCGAUGCUAUCGUCACCGUAUACCCAUUUGAUGCACCGUAUUCGGAUGUUAAGUCCAUGUAUGUCACGACCAGAGAGCCCGAAUCAACUGAGUGGGAUGAUUUGUGCAACUGGCUGCGUCACAAAAGACCGUAUGGCUGGCAGUUGGGUUUGAUAGACCGGUGUCAAGUUCACAAACAGGACCGAGGAACUGUGACUAUGAAGAUUGAACUAUUAUUCCAUAAACUUCCGCAUCUCCUACACACUGUGCCUACUGACCUUCAGUCGUGGGCCCUCAACUGGAUGUUCUGGGUUGAAAAAGAACCCUGUAUUACAAUUGUUGACGUACCUGGUCGUGUGCUUUUUGACAGUGUACAGCGUAAGCUCCUCUAUAAAUCCACUGUCGCUUGA
Opisthorchis viverrini is the source of this 471-nucleotide messenger RNA. RefSeq lists its product as hypothetical. NCBI's taxonomy places the organism in Eukaryota, Metazoa, Platyhelminthes, Trematoda, Opisthorchiida, Opisthorchiidae. The transcript is spliced from 4 exons. Bases 1 to 471 code for a protein of 156 amino acids. The record is from RefSeq and is a predicted model, not a curated record.